Tricharina praecox is the source of this 3444-nucleotide messenger RNA. RefSeq lists its product as uncharacterized. Lineage: Eukaryota; Fungi; Ascomycota; Pezizomycetes; Pezizales; Pyronemataceae. Gene Ontology annotation, biological process: DNA alkylation repair; DNA repair. Gene Ontology annotation, cellular component: nucleus. The record is from RefSeq and is a predicted model, not a curated record. Gene Ontology annotation, molecular function: dioxygenase activity. The coding region runs from base 239 to 3223 and encodes 994 amino acids. The transcript is spliced from 3 exons.
ACUCAACUGCCCAGUGCCCGAGGCCCCAAGUACCUUGAGUCCUAGACGGUAGUUAGCUGCUCUACAAAUAGACUAACACAACCCCACCAUCACCGUCCACUACCUAGGUUGCGCGGCCUGCUAAGCUACAAUACCUCUGCUCAGAUCACCACGCGCGAGACGGAGCGAGCAGCAGAACAGAUCCACCAUCCAAUCCAAUACCUACCACAAACAGCCCAGCGAGGAGGAGUCGGAGUCAAUGCAAGCACCAUCGCAGCGAGCACUUCUCGUGCUUGAUCUCCAGAAAGAGUUCCUGAAUCCGCCGACGGGGCGAUGUCUGCUCCCACUCGCCUCAGCCGACGCCUUGCAGCAACCGCAGUUCCUACGCUCGAUCGGCCAGCUCCUGCCGCGCUUCCGCGCGCUCGGCGGCGACGUCAUCUGGAUCCGCAGCGAGUCGCGCGCGCGACGCGACUUCACCGAUCCGCGCGUCGAAGAGACGAUCCUGGUCGUGAACGACUCCGACAGCGAGGAGGAGCUGACGGAAGAGGAGCCUGAGGAGGGCGACUCGGACUUUGGGAAGGGCGUGAGACAUGUGCCGAGACAGAAGGGCGGGAGGGUCGCAGUCAAGGAUGGGAAUGGGCCUACGAGGCCGCCGCUGCUCACUGAUGCUUACCUGUCCAUUGAGUCCCAGCAUCCCCCCGUCUCGAAGGGGACCCCCGCGAGUGAGUGGCAUGAGCCCGUGCGUGGGAUGAUGGUGCUGCCGCCGGAUAGGGAGGUGACGAAGAGCUGGUACUCGGCGUUUAAGGAUACGGAGUUGUUGAAGACGCUGCGCGGGAGGCUGGUUACGCAGCUAGUGAUCGUGGGAUUGAUGACGAAUGUCGAUGUGCUUGCUACAGCGGCGGAUGCGGCCAGGCAUGGGUUUGAGGUCUGGGUGCUCGAGGAUUGUCUCGGGUAUCGGAGUCAGUCCGCGCAUGACUCGGCGCUCGAGGUUUUGGUGAACGACUUUGCGGUCGAGAAGAUGGAUAGCUUUAACUUGAUGAAGACGUGGGAGAAUGAUAAGAGUAGCAAGGGGAGUGUGCCGUGUAUGGGGCUGGGCGCUACGGGAAUGUCCAAGGAGGAGCUGUCGAAGGUGGUCGAGGGACUGCGGUCGACCAUACUAGGGUCUUCCAGCGGCGAGAACGGCGAUAGGGGAAAGGAUGCCCGGAGGUCACUGGUUGCACAGGUAUCUGCAGAGGAUGCGGAGCCCGGGGAGAAGGGGCGGGUGCAGAGGGGGCCGUCGCUACGAAGGAGUGCAGCUAAGGGUGACCGAGUGGAAAGAAAGCCCUCACAACGCAGGCCUGGGGGUGUACCUGGGGCCGCCAAGGUGGCGAAGAUUCUUGCGGAUGCGGAGGCGGCGGAUGCGAGGGCGGAAGCGGAGGCCAUGAUUAUGACGGAGAAAUUGGCGGCAAUGAAGGUGGAGGAGAAGUCGACGGCGGUAACGGCAGAAGAGAAGCCAACGGCAGAAGGGGAGAAGCCCGCGGCAGUAAAGGAGGCCGAAAAGCCUGCGAAUGAGAAAGCUACUACAGCCCCACCCGUCGAUAAACCAACCUAUAAACUAAGAAAGUUCGAAAGUGACGCACCAGUUCUUGGAGUGGGGGACAAACUCGGCGACGGAGAUUCGUUCAUUCUCUACAACAUCUUACCAGAUGAUCUCGCCGGAACCGUCUUUGAGAGACUCAAGAAAGAGGUGGCGUGGAGGAGCAUGUUCCACCGAGGCGGAGAAGUCCCCAGAUUAGUUGCUGUAGAGGGUGAAAUUGCGGAAGAUGGAAGUUUUCCGAUAUAUAGACACCCGUCCGAUGAAUCGCCGCCGCUGCUGCCUUUCUCCCCAACCGUCGAGCUGAUCCGACAGGAAGUCCAAAAUUUCUUGAAACAUCCAAUCAACCACGUCUUGAUCCAGCAUUAUCGUCACGGUGGGGAUUAUAUCUCUGAACAUUCCGAUAAAACACUGGAUAUUGCACGGAGAUCGAAGAUCGUCAAUGUCAGUCUUGGAGCCCAGCGAACGAUGAUCCUUAAAAUGAAAAGGGAUUUCACGCCAAAGAAACCAGAGGUGGAAGAUGAGAAGAAGGAACAAGGUAAAGACACGAAAACUGGUACCAAACGUGAUAUGCAACGCAUCCCCAUGCCACACAAUUCAAUGUUCGUCCUGGGUCCCGAUACCAACAAGGCAUGGCUUCACGGCAUCAAACAAGACAGACGCGCACAAAACCUCAAGUCCGAGCAGGAGCUAGCUUACAACGGCGAGCGUAUAUCUCUGACAUUCCGCCACAUCGCCACGUUUCUAUCUAAAGACGAGCAAAAGAUCUGGGGACAAGGCGCAAGGGCGAAGUCUAGCGAUGAUGCGCACCCCAUCAUCAACGGAGCCAGCGAGGCCACCGAAAACCUCAUUCAAGCGUUUGGAACCGAGAAUCAGCGGAACGAUGUGGAUUGGGAGACCUGCUACGGUUCCGGCUUCGAUGUCCUCCACAUGCAAGUGCCCAAACCACGAAUUCUCACCUCCGGUAUUCUGGAUGAAGCCACAGCGCGCAUCAAGAUAUGCCUCUACGAGAAAGAGGUAGACUUCACCGAGCAGAUCCUCACGCCCGAACAAUUACCCUCGCUCUCCACAUACACCCUUCACGGCGAAACCCCGGUAUUCCUCGAUACCGACCGCGAACGCACCGCGAUGCACGACUCCCUAGCGAUCAUACAAUACCUGGAAAUGUACCACACCCCGCCCAGCAGCGAUGGACCGUGGCUCCUCCCUAUGCCAACCGAGGAGCGUUCGAAAUACGCGCUCGCGCUCAACCGUCUGCAAGAAUCGGAGCGCCUGCUCAACUCCUUUCGGCGCGGCGCGACGAAGGAGGUUGCAGCGCAACUGGCCGUCUGGAAUUCGUACCUCGUCACAUCCCGGUUCGCAGCCGGCAAUGAGUUCUCGCUUGUCGAUGUCGCCGUGUACCCUGUUCUCGAGAAGAUCCGGAGGGAUCAGCAGCUCCAGCUGCCCCUGGGCGAGACUUUGGAGAAGUAUGUCAACGCGCUGGCGGAGAGGCCGAGUAUAAAACGUGCAUAUCGCGCCGGCCAGUACGCCGAGCUCGAGGGACCCAUCGAGGUCGCAAGGGCAUACAUGUUGCCGCCGCCGCCGCCGCCGCCAAAGGACGCGGAAGUGGAACUACUGCAGAUGCAGGCGCGCUUGGAGAAGGUUUCUUUGGUGGCGGGAAAGAGUGAAUAAAUGCGGGUUCAUGCUUCUACUUCUACUGCUAUCUACUAUCUACUAUCUACUAUCUACUACUACUUCUGCUACUAUCUACUUGUAUUUACAUUUUUUCUUGAUGGCAAUCAUGGCAUACCAUGUAUGUGCGUUUCCGUAUCUUUUUUAAAAUUUUGCUACAUACUUCAUACCGAAUUUUCUUUGCUGUAACUGCACAGCACAACCUAGAGGCUGGGAUGAUG